UCUGACUCAGUUUCAGCUCAGGUCAUGAUCUCAGGGUCGUGAGAUUGAGCCCUGCAGUGGCUCUGUGCUGAGCACAGAGUCUUCUUAAGAUUCUCUUUCCCUCUGCCCCUUACCCCCACGGGCAUGCACUGUCUCUCAAGUAAAAAUAAAUAAAUCUUAAAAAAAAAAAUCUCUCGAGGCACUUGGGUGGUUCAGUAAGUUAAGCGUAUGACUUCGGCUCCAGCCAUGAUCUCAGGGUUGUGGGAUCCAGCCCCGAGUCGGGCUCCAUGCUCAGCAGGGAGUCUGCUUCUCCCUCUCCCCCUGCCCCUCCCCACUGCUUGUGUGCUCUCUCUCUCUCUCUCUCAAAUAAAUUAAACAAUCUUUAAAAAAAUCAUCAUUGUGUAGGAAGGGGAAGAAAACUAGGAUUUAUUGAUGACCUACCUGCCAAGGACUAGGCGCUGUGCUUCCUGAAUGUUAUCUCAUUUCAUUACCGUAAAACCUCUGUGAGGCAGAAGUUACUCUCAUUUUACACAUGAGAAGGCAGGCCCUGGUUAAAAUACAAAUCAGAUCAUAUCACUCCUCUGCACAAAACUCUCUAUUGCUGUGUUGUCCAAUGGGAUCAUCUUUAGCUCCAUGUGCAUUUGAAAUGUGGUUUGUACAAAUUAAAAUCUGCUGUAAGUGUAAUACAUGCUGGAUUUCCAAGACUUAGUAUGAAAAAUAGAAUGUAAAAUGUCUGGUUAGUAAUUUUUUAUGUUGAUUGCAUUUUGAAAUGAUAAUAUUUUGGAUCUAUUGAGUUACAUAAGGUGUAUUAUUAAAUUAAUUUUACCUAUUGUUUUUCCCUCUUUAAAAACGUAAAUAUUAGAAAAAGUUAUGUCUGUGGCUCAUGUUAUAUUUCUGUUGUACAACACUGCUGUAGGUGGCUUUCCUGUCAUUCAGAAUGGUCUACAAAGCGGUGUACCAUCUGUCCUCUGUUACCUCUGAUCUCCUCUCCUAUACUCUCCUCUUUGUUCUCUCCUCUCUGGUUACUCUGGCCUCCUUCCUACUUAAACACACCAGGCUCUCUACGUCCUCAGAGCCUUUGCCUUUCUUGUUCCCACAGCCUAAUUGCUUUUCCCUCAGAUAUCCACAGUGUUCACCACCCCGUCCUCCUUCGGGUCUUCUUUAAAAUCCUUCUUCCUUCAUGAGGCCUAAUUUGGCUGUCCUAACUAAAACUACAGGCUCUCCCUCCCAAUCCCUAUUUUCCUUCUGAAUAUUUAACACUAGCAUGCUCCCUAUUCUAUUUACUUAUUGUCUCUUUCCUUUACUAGAAUUUGAGCUCCACAAGGGCAAGAAUUCCUGUUAGUUGUAGGAAUUGCUUUAUUCCCAGCAUCUCAGAGUGCCUGACAUAUUUUGGGUGGUAAAAUUUGUGGAACUGAACUGAAAAGGAUGGCAACGUCUUGCACGAGUACAUUCCAUCAGAAGGCACAGACCUCCUGUGAUGGCGGGCUCCUGGCAGUAGAUGUUGGGGAGACGCCAUGACAGUCCAUUUGUAGAGGCUCUUGAGAGGCUGUGGUGGGCUCAUGCACCCGCACGGGCCCGGCAGGGUGCUCUGUCGGCAGUGCUCAUGUGUGCAGGCUGUCUUGGUGCUCGCCACCACUCUCUUCUCCAGCAAAUCAGAAGGCAAGGCUCCAGAGUUUAUUGUGCCAAGCGAGGCAACUCCUGUGUCUCACUCAGCUCAGGCUUUUAGAACAAAAUACCUUCAGUUGGGUGACUUAAACCACAGACCUUUCUUUCUCAUGGUUCUGAGGGAGGGGGACGUCCGAGAGCAAAUGCCGGCUGAUUCAGUUCCUGGUGAGAGCCCUCUUCCUGGUUUACCGAUGGCCAUCUUCUUACUAUGUCCUCACAUGGUAAGAAGUGUCCUCUUCUUAGAAGGACACCUUAGGACUUUAUCUAACCCCCAUUACAUGCCAAGGGCCCUACCUCCCAACACUAUCCCACUGGGGGAUAGUGUUUUCACGCAUGAAUUUUAGGGGGACACAAACAUUCAGUGUAAAACAUCCUACUGACUGCUUCCAUAUCCACAUCUUGCUGUUUUCUACAGUGGAGUGGUUCCAGGAGAGAAGAGGAACACAAUUCUCCCUGCUUCUACCUCUCUGUCAGGGAGUGACCAUUCAGAGGAGUGAGCAGUGGGAAGAGUAGUAGGAGAUGAGAUCAGAGAGGUAACAGUGACAGGACAGUAAGCAAUAACCCAGGGAAGGACAUGGUGAGUGGGGCUGCCUUCCUUGAACCUGAGCCAGAAACUGCUCACCGGGAAGGGAUGGCGGUUCUUGACAAGACUGAUUUGAAAACUUUAAUCUCUUGCUUACAAUUUUAGAUGUCUAUUGUACCAAACUCAGUGGAGGCUUUGAUCAUUCCUUUUCAGUUACUUUUGCCAACUUUGUACUGGAAUUUAAAAUGUUAGUGGAUCUCUAUUAUUCUGUUUUCGGCUCUAUUCUCCUCCAUACGAUCUCUGAGUGACCUCAUCCUGCCUUUUGACCCCAGCUAUUUAUUACCUGCAUUCUGAUAUAAUUCUCAAAUCUUUAUAUUUAGCCCCAAAUUUUCAACUUACUUCCAGACCCUGUUUCUAACUGCUCAUUCAGGAUAUAAUUUCAGGUUGCAUGAUUUAAAAAUUAAACUCAUAUUUCCUCCUUAACAUGCUGCUUUCUCUUUUAUGCAUUUAUUUCUUCAUUUGUUGAGCAUCUACUAUGUUCCGAAUAUUGAGGAUACACUAGCAGACAAGUCAGACAUCACUGCUGUCACUUCAUGGAGAAUGCAGACGAAUAGAAUGGGCCAUUACAAUACAGGGUAUUACAGGAGGUUUGUAGGGUGCUGUGGGGACACCCAGGGGGAGAGACUUAAGCCAGACUUGAGAUUAAGGAAGCUAAUGAGAAAUAGUGGUGUCUAAACUGAGGCCUGCAAGAUGAGGAAGGAAUAGUUAGACAAAGUAGUUAUACAAAAUUGGAAGGGAAGAACAGGGAAUGGGAGAAUAGAGUAUGAUUCAGGAGGGAACAACAUAUGUGAAGGCCAGAAGCAAGAGGAAAAAGGCCACUAAGGGAAGAGAAAUCAUUCCCUAUGGCAGAGCUAAAGUUACCAGACUAGCUUAGAUUCGCAGGACUAGUACUGGUAGGACUGAGAUUCAACCCAGGCUUUUAAAUUUGAGAUCAGGGGCUCUGGACCACACCACACUGUCUCCCUGUGUUUCCUUUCUCAGGGAUAUCAGCAUCCAUUCAGUUUUCUCCAUGACAGUCACCUAGGAAGCAUCCUCUACUCCUUUAUCUUCCACAUCUAGUUGGUCGACAAGUCUUAUUGUUUCUCUCCUUUCAAUAACCAUUCUUUUCUCUUCAACCAGAUUAACUUAACUCAAGCCCUCACCAGUCUCUUGCCUGUACUGUGUUCUGACUGGUCUCUCUGACUUCAAUGCUGCCGUUUUUCCUGUUGAUCCUUGCACCGCUGCCGAGGUGAUACCACCCAAAUGCAGAUCUGAUCAUUUCAACUUGAACUCUUUCUCUGGCCUUUCACAGCUUAUAGGAUCAAGUCCAGAGUCCUUAGCACUGUUCCGAAAAUCUUUUCAAGCUUUCCAGUUAAUCUUUUGCCAUAUACAUAUGCAUUAAAUAACUCUAAAGAUAAUCAAGGAAGUGCAUAUUUUCCAAUCUGGAAUGUCCCACUUGUUCCCGUGGCUUAUGCCAAUGCUAAAACCUCUCCUAAAGAAUUCAAGAGUUAAAUAUAAGAAAACAAUAUUACUGCAUUUUGCUAUACUGUAUGCCAAACUUUGGAACAAAAAUACAGUUUCUCAUUUUAUAUUUAAGUAUUACCUGGAGCUUCUAAAAGUUAUAAAUGACUGGUCGACUCUAUUUAUUAAUAAAUCUCAUCCUCAGAAACCCAGGCUUCAGCGGGCUCUUACCAUUUAAAGAUGCAACUUCUUGGAUAUGGAUGUAAUGAGGCCCUUAAUAAAUGAGCAGAAUUUUGAUGGGACAUCAGAUGAAGAGCAUGAGCAAGAGCUCCUUCCUGUUCAGAAGCAUUACCAGCUUGAUGAUCAAGAGGGUAUUUCAUUUGUGCAAACUCUUAUGCAUCUUCUUAAAGGAAAUAUUGGAACUGGCCUUUUAGGGCUUCCACUGGCAAUAAAAAAUGCAGGCAUAGUGCUUGGACCAAUCAGCCUUGUGUUUAUAGGAAUUAUUUCUGUUCACUGUAUGCACAUUUUGGUACGGUGCAGUCACUUUCUGUGUCAGAGGUUUAAAAAGUCAACAUUAGGUUAUAGUGACACUGUGAGUUUUGCUAUGGAAGUAAGUCCUUGGAGCUGUCUUCAGAAGCAAGCAGCGUGGGGGCGGACUGUGGUUGACUUUUUUCUGGUGAUAACACAGCUGGGAUUCUGUAGUGUUUACAUUGUCUUCUUAGCUGAAAAUGUAAAACAAGUUCAUGAAGGAUUCCUGGAGAGUAAAGUGUUUCUUUUGAAUAGUACCAAUUCAUCAAACCCUUGUGAGAGAAGAAGUAUUGACCUAAGGAUAUAUAUGCUUUGCUUUCUUCCAUUCAUAAUUCUUUUGGUCUUCAUUCGUGAGCUAAAGAAUCUAUUUGUGCUUUCAUUCCUUGCCAACAUUUCCAUGGCUGUCAGCCUUGUGAUAAUUUAUCAGUAUGUCAUUAGGAAUAUGCCAGAUCCCCACAACCUUCCAAUAGUGGCUGGUUGGAAAAAAUACCCACUCUUUUUUGGUACUGCUGUGUUUGCUUUUGAAGGCAUAGGAGUGGUUCUUCCACUGGAAAAUCAAAUGAAAGAAUCAAAACGCUUCCCCCAAGCAUUGAAUAUUGGCAUGGGAAUUGUUACAACCUUGUAUGUAACAUUAGCUACCUUAGGAUAUAUGUGUUUCCGUGAUGAAAUCAAAGGCAGCAUAACAUUAAAUCUUCCCCAGGAUGUAUGGUUGUAUCAAUCAGUGAAAAUUCUAUAUUCCUUUGGCAUCUUUGUGACAUAUUCAAUUCAGUUCUAUGUUCCGGCAGAGAUCAUCAUCCCUGUGAUCACAUCCAAAUUUCAUGCUAAAUGGAAACAAAUCUGUGAAUUUGCGAUAAGGUCCUUCUUGGUUGCUAUUACGUGUGCCGGAGCGAUUCUGAUCCCGCGUCUGGAUGCUGUGAUUUCCUUGGUCGGGGCUGUGAGCAGCAGCACCCUGGCCCUGGUCCUGCCACCUUUCGUUGAGAUUCUUACGUUCUCUAAGGAACGCUGCAGCCUGUGGAUGGUCCUGAAAAAUACCUCCAUAGCAUUCACUGGACUUGUGGGGUUCUUCUUAGGUACAUACGUAACUGUGGAAGAAGUUAUUUAUCCUACUCCCAACGUUGGCGCACCACAAAACCCUUCUCUGAAUUUGAAUUCAACCUGCUUUCCAUCUGGUUUGAAAUAGUGGAAGCAGAAUUAUGAGUCUUCUCCUUUUGUCUCGAUUCUGAAAAUGAUGAAAAUAAGAACUAGUAGAACAUAUUGCCAUGUGCUUAAAAAUAGAACCAAAUUCUCUUUUCUUUUGGCACAGUAAUGGUAUUUUAGUAGUAGACUGUAAUUCUUUACCGAUAGUGGUAAACUAUGACAGAUUAUUGGUUUUAACUAUUAGCAAUAAUUUCAAAAAAAUUAGUUUUGAAAAUUUUUUAAAUCAAAAUUUAGAAAUUAAAAUGUAGAAAAAUUAAAGAAUAAAAAGGCUUCCACUAUUCUUCAUUCAAUCAGAAAUACUCUAACGAAAAUUCUCUUUUAUACCCAUGCUCCUCUUUCCCCACCCAGUUGAGGGGAGAACAGGGUUCUAACAAUAAGAGAAUCAAAGAAGGACAUAGUUAACAAAAAUCUUCUCACUGUCUCGGUGAAUAUCAGAGUGUACUUUGCGUGUAAUGUAAAAAUGUCCUAAAUUGUGUUUUUACUAGAGAGCCAAAUACUUACAAUUCAUCCCUGGAAGGAUAGAAAACUCAUUAACCCUAAUGUAAGCAUCAGAAAUCCCCACAACCAGAAUUAUUCUACACUAUUCUCUGAUGGUAGUUGAUCUACACAAUGAAAACUGAGGCACUGUGUGAGAUCCUGACUUAGUGUCUCAGUCAAAUUUGAAAGAGACUUUAAGGGUUAUCCAACACAAUUCCCUUAUUCCUUACCUAAGGAAAUUCAUGCGCAGAAAGGUUAACUAACUUGGUCAAGACCACUCAGCUUUGAGAUCAAGCAAGAGAACCUGAUCUUUUGACCCCCAGUCAGGAUUUUUUGUUUUUUACAUCACAUCCAGAAAAAAGAAUAAAUUAUGUCCAAUUUAGUCUUUAGUGUUGCAUCUAUUUAAUUAUAUUUUAAUACUUAGAAAGCCGGUGAUCUUUGAAUAAUAUAUGUGACCUGACCAUAAAAAUCAGAGAACUCUGAAAAGCAUGUAUUACAGCCAUAUAAACCCCAACAAGAGAAAAAUUUUUUGUUUUUUUGUUUUGUUCUGUUUUAAAAAAUAGAAAUCACAUGCCAGUUUAACUGCUGGCUAGUAGAAGGUACCCAGCUACUCUGUUUGUGGCUCAAAGUCUCCUUAUUAGUUCUUCCCGUUUUGGGUUUUGUAGGCACCAUCUUUCUCAAUGGCAGAAAAUAAGUAUCUGACAAAAGGCAGGAUAUGUGUAUUCCUUCCAGCCCUGUGGCUUUUUUAUUAUAGCCUUUUACUGAUCUGAAUGGGCAGAAUAAAAAAACCAUAAAGAAAUUUGUGCUGAGGAAAAAUCAAGGCAAUAACAGACUACUAAAUCUUGAGACACACCAGGUUUCUUCCAGAGAAAUACCUUUUAUUACUCCAUAUUUGUCAAGCCCAGUUAUUAACCAAAACAAUCUCAGUUGACAUGAAAAAUGAAAAAUUUUACAUUUAAAACAUUAAGAAUCUUGACUUUUUAAAAAAUUCAUGCUUUAAAACAUGUUGAACUUUUUAAUCAGGCUGAUGGUACUCUAAUUUGUAAUACUGUAAGAUAUCAUCAAGAUCACUGUAGUGUGUGUAUUCUAUAUUUUUAUAUGUAAAUGUUAACUUAGUUCAAGUAUUUUUUGCUUUGCAUUAUUAAUGAGUCAUCAAAUACAAUUCUAACAAAGUAUCAGAAGCUUUAUUUUUGUACAAAUUCAUAAGAAUCAAACUUUUUUUAAACAUUUACAUUAGAUAUCACCAAUAAUUGUGACACUUUUAUAUCAAAUCUGUUCUGUUGAGCUUUUAGUCAUACUGAGAGAAUGUGGGCAAAGUUAUAGGAAAAGUAAUCGUAACUGAAACUGUUGUAUAAUCGUGUUUCUAAGAAUAAAUUAAGUUGUUUUUUUAAAAAUGUGUAACUUGGUAUAAAAUGACUUGAAAACCGUUAUUUAAUAGAAAGCACUAUUAUUUUGUCAGCUGUCUUCAGAUAUUUCUAGUCUAUGCGUGAAAUUUUAUUUUUAUACUUUGACCUGUUUAUUUUCCUUAUUAAUUCAUCAAAUUCAAUAAAUUUUGAAUAGUUGAUCAUAGCAAUGAAUAAAUUUUAGAUUCUGCACGAACAAAAUGUUGAGUGCAUUAUCAGCCAGGCUUCUUUAUGCAGCGAGUGCUGAAUCGACAGCCAGUACAUAGUCCACUAAAUCACCAAUACUUUAAAUACAAGAGAAAAGUUGAAAUGGCAAAAGAAGGGGCUAAAAAGGGAGAGACUAGUCUUAAUCCUUAACAAGAAACUGUUUAGAUGUAAAGCAUAAAUGCACCCUUACUUAAGGAUUUUUGAUGAUGUAUUUUAUUUGCAAAAAAAAUCAGUGGCAAUAUUUUUUCCUCUGAAAAUUUAGUUUUAAUGAGUCACAACCUUUUCUAAAGAUUCUUGGAGAAGCUAUUUUGAUGAGACCAGCUGUUGCUUUCAUUUUGGGGCCUGGACAGAUGAGAGCGAUUGCACCUGUCAAAUUGUAUAUCUAGUCCAUUACGUUAUGGCUCAGACGACUGCAGCGUUUCAUCUGCCACAAUAAAGAACCCCCUUCUCUGAAAGCUAAUCAGGUGCCUAGAGCCUUUUCUACCACUGAGAUGGGGGAGAAAGGAAACCUUCACUUACCUCUGCUGACCUCUGUUCCAAGUCAGUUAUCAUUAGUCCCUUACCUUCAAAAGGGUGUCGCCAGUUUCAGAGUCAACUUGUCAAAACACUGGUUUUCAGAUAUAUAUAUAUAUAUAUUUUUUUUAUCAGAGGAUCUUCUUUUCCCCACAUGGUCAGAUUUCUCCACAAUUAAAUAAGAACUAGGGUUUUCCCUUGGUUAAAGACCAAUCUGUAUGAUGUUAUCAAAUAAGAAAGUAUACUGGAGCAGCAAAUGCCACAUUAUGUUUUAAUUCUGUCCUUGCUGCAUUCUCCUUUCUUAAAACCGGUUCUGCUUCUCAUCUAGGCAACGCACUUAACGUUUUUAUAAGCAUUUUAUGCAAUGCGCAUGUUGUAAAUUUCCUAACAGGGCCUAAUUUAAUUCAGUAUUUUCCGAAGAGUUGCAGGAAAGCUGUCUAACUGCAAGGCACUAUAAAAAUAUUACGGAACUAUGAAUUAAAGUUCCACAUUAGUAAAAAAAAAAAAAAAAAAAAGUUCCACAUUAGUGCCAUUUCCAGCUGUGGCAAAGCUCAGGUGUUAGUGGAGCUUACCUGUGGCUUUCUUCACUGUAGAUGUCAGCCCAUACAGCAUCUCAGUAGUACAUGUGUUUAUGUUAGGCUUUGACCUCAGUUCUCCUUUUUUCAUUUAAAAAGGAGAAGACACAGAAUAGAGGUAAUGGAAAUCAUAAAUAAAAAUUUGAAAAGAAUACCAGUGACCCAAUGAAUAUAUUCUGUUGAGGAAUAAGAUUUGGUAAAAAUACAGACCAUUGAUCAUGUAAAAUGAGUUUGUUUUUUUCUAAAUGAGUCUAUUUGGUUCUUUUUGGCUGAACUAGCUUCUCCCUUCAUAAGAAAAGUUGAGAACUUUGAUCUAAAAGGUGUAACAAGAUACUUCCUAACAUUAAAUGGCUGACUGUAAUAGUUAAGACUUUGGCAGUGUUAAGGAUAAUCUUAUUUAUGCCCCAAGUGCUUACUCAACUAAAUGCCUUAAUGAAAGUGGUUUUCACUUAGGAGAUAAGAAAACAUACUUAAGAAAUGACUGGAAAGGCUAUUUAUUACCCUGUGAUAAAUGAAAUGAUGACUUACUCUCUCUCUUAAAAUGCCAUAUUAAAAUUAGCUAGUUCUUAUGCACGUACACACACACACCUGUAAUCCAUGUGAAUUAGAUACUAAUGUUAACAUACCAUUUAAAUUGGAACCAGAAAGAUGAUGUGUUGAAAGAUCACUCCAGAAAUUAUUCCAUUACAGUUUUCUUGAUAACAAAUAGGAAAGUAAAUGCUUAUACCAUGAAUAAAUUAAGCUGUGGAUUUUUGUGUUUUUCAAAAUGAUUUUUUGUUAGUUUGAAAUAUCAUUGCACUUGAGUCAAUUCUUUUUCUUUUAACUUAUUUUUCUUUACAAUACGAAAAAAACUGUCUUAAAGUACUGUAACUUCUGAAUUCUCAAUAAAAUAUAAUUAUUUUGCUUGCAAA
Molecule: messenger RNA, 9478 nt
Organism: Mirounga angustirostris (Northern elephant seal)
Lineage: Eukaryota; Metazoa; Chordata; Mammalia; Carnivora; Phocidae
Gene: SLC36A4
Product: solute carrier family 36 member 4
Exons: 11
Coding region: 3924-5375 (483 amino acids)
Biological process (GO): amino acid transmembrane transport; L-alanine transport
Molecular function (GO): L-proline transmembrane transporter activity; L-alanine transmembrane transporter activity
Source: RefSeq, a predicted model, not a curated record